AUGUUUACCAGUAGCACAGAUCACUGCCGCUCGGCCGCAGCAGAGCGUGGCAACCACCGUGCCCGGGCACCGCCAGGCCCUUCCGUCUCAGCACGGCGCUGCCAGCACGGCCGGACAACCGGGAGCCACGGCACCCCACGGGGGGCAUGCGCACCCCACGGCUCCCCCACAGUCAGAACCUCGCUCAGGCCCCGAAGCUCGGCCAGGCGAGCUCCGGGCCGGCCGCCCCGCUCCCGGUGGCGGGUGCAGCCUCAGCCCCGGGCCCAGCCCCGCAGCCCCCGGCUCCUCGCCCCGCACCGGGACCCGCCCCCCGGGCGGCCCGGCAGCACCGCCCCUCCGCCCUCCCACCCCCGCAGCGCUCCCGGCCCCCCGGACCGCGGGAGCCGCUCCCCCGCCGCCCCCGUUCGGCUCCCACCGCGGCCCGCGCGGCGCCCCGCGCACACCCCCGGCGGGGCGAGCGGGCCUCCGCCGGCGCGCCCUGCCCGGCCCGCUCCCAUUGUGGCGGCGGCCCCGCAGCGCUGCGCUCUCACCUGGGCGGCGGGCGGGGGCUGCGGCCCGGCGGCCCCGGGAGCUGCGGCCGCUCCGGGAGCUGCGGCCGUCCCGCCGCCUCCUCCCGCCUCCGCCGCUCCUCGGGCUCCGCCGCCGCUCGGGGCCGCCCCCCGUCGCAGCGCCCGCCUCGUCCCCCGGGCAGCAACAGGCGCCUCCGCCGCGAAGGUUCCGCAGGGCGCAGAAAGGUUCCCCCCGGCCCGAGGGGUGCCGGGGCUGGAGCGGGAUGAGGGGCCCGGGCUGUCCCUGCCGCUGCCAUCGGCUGUGAGGACAGCGACUGCAGGGGGCAACCCCCCAGCGCCCGCGGAAAGUGCUAAUUAG
Molecule: messenger RNA, 867 nt
Organism: Sturnus vulgaris (Common starling)
Lineage: Eukaryota; Metazoa; Chordata; Aves; Passeriformes; Sturnidae
Source: RefSeq, a predicted model, not a curated record